Messenger RNA from Cooperia oncophora, 408 nucleotides. Lineage: Eukaryota; Metazoa; Nematoda; Chromadorea; Rhabditida; Trichostrongylidae. The record is from the annotation of a GenBank genome assembly.
AUGGAUCAGUCAAAGCACUCGCUUGCUGAAAAAUUGUCUGGUAUAUUAGCUGCCCUUAAGAGAUCGCAACGUUCGCAGUCCGGAAAUGAUGUUUCAACUGAUGUGACUCGAUCUCGACGUGGUACGCUCUGCCAGUCUACGGUCACGUUCCGCUACAAGAAUCAGCUGAGCAGUCUCCUGGACACGCUGUCGUCGUCAUCAGCUCAUUUCAUUCGAUGCGUUGUACCGAACUAUGACCGCGUGCCGAGCAAGAUCGAUGGGCCGCUUGUGCUCAACCAGCUGAGGUGUAACGGCGUUCUGGAAGGAAUUCGAAUCUGCCGCGAAGGUUAUCCGUCACGUCUUCCGUUUGCUGAAUUUGUCCAGCGAUACCAUAUGUUCGCCAAGGAGGCACUUCCGAAUGGUAUGUGA